UUUUAUCUCUGUACACGUAUAAGAACACGAAUGUAAUCCAGUUUCAUAAAUAAACAAAACAAUUAAAAAGGUCGUUGAAGGGGGGAAAAUGAAAUAAAUGAAUAAUUACGACCGUGCAAUUUUGACUAUUUUCAUUCGCAUCUAGACUUUAUUAGAUUCGAGUUCUCUUUUACUUAAGUGCCUAAAUCAAAUCAGUGAAAAAUGUUGGCAAAAAUUGUUUUGGUCAUUUUCCUAGCGACAAUCACCGUGUCGUUCGCCAAGGUAAGGAAACAAUAUCCAUGAUUAUUAUUUCAAAAUAUACCCAAAAUAAUAUUAUUUGCUUCGAUAAAUAAAUAUAAAUAUAUAUUUUAAUUUUACGCUUUAGAACGAUGACAAUGUUGUCAACGUAGCUCUCAACUCAGGAUCUCAUAUAAUAAACCACAUCUUGAAUCAAGAUUCCGACGAACAGGAAAAAUACAUUGUGGACCUUAACUCGUAUUACAAGAAGUACGAUAUCGACUCUAAGUUGGAGAAUGUUAAAAGUCAUUUUAAAACACAGGUACCUUCUUAAAUAUUUUCGGAAAAUUUAACAAGAAAUUCAUUACAAGUCGUACUUGGUGGUAAAAAAAAAAAAAACGUGUGAAAUAUAGUAAAUUUGUAUUGGAGUUUUAAUAUCAAAAUUCGACGAAAAUUGUAAAUAUUACGGCCUUCAAAAACAUGUACAACCGAACUUCACUCCUAAUUGUUUUCCUUGAGCAAUGGUUUAUUGUUGCUCACGUAACUUUAUUUAUUCUACCUUCCCAAUUUCCCAGCUACAUUAGUGACAUACCAGUACAUAGUAUCAUCUCUAAUUUCUAUGUAAUUUUGUAUUGUCCACUGAAAAACAAGAAAGUAGGUGAUCAAUAUUUUUGAAUAUUUUUGAAAAUAUCAUUUGUACCCAUGAGGGAUGGAAAGCCUUAUACUCCACCCUAUAAAUAUGAUUAACUACUCGAUAGUUACGAUGUAACUGUUGGAACUGACUAUGACCAAACGCGUGGUUUAGAGUGACUAAACAAAAAUAUUAUUUUCAUAGGUGUUGUUGGUAUUUAUAAAAAUAAAUUCGUAAUAUCAUAUUAUCUAAUUGGUUAGAUAUAAAUCUAAGGUAAAAUUUAAGUCUAUAAUUUUAGGUAUAAUCGAGAUUAUUAUAAAAAAAGAAAAUUGAGAAAUUCGAAAAAUCAUUUUCUUUUUGUUAAUCUCGGCCUUUCAGACCAACCCUCCAACCAAUUUUCCACCAUCUUUCUUUACCCUCUGUCACUUCUCUCCAUAAUCUGUUCGGAUCUCCUACUCUGAUAUAUAUUUAGAUUCUAAGUGGAACAAUGAAUAUAUUGAUUUUACAAUGAUGUUUAUUUAAUUUUUUUGUUAUACUGUGUACAAAAAUUUUACCAGAAAUCUUAAUCCAUGUUUUACAUUUAUGUAACACCUUUUCUGAAAGGUAAUUUUAUCUAGUUGAUACUUUAAAAAGAUCAUAUUCUGAUUUUCUUAGCAAUUUUCAUAAUAAUUAGUUAAAACGGAAAUAUUUACGAAAAUAAUGCUUUUAUUAUUUUUAAUUUUGUCCUUUAUAGAUAUGCUAAACCUAACCUUUUAAAACAUUUGAGGCAUAUUAAAGCUAUUUAGUGACAUUUUAAUUAUGUUUUACGUCAUUUUUAUUCGAUAGGUAUAUUCUGUGGAUAAAAUUGAUCUGUUUGUUAGAUCAAAGAAAAAUGCUUGAAAAUUUAACAGGAGGUUCAUUGUAAGUUUUACGUAUUGGUCAACAUGACACACGGUCUUCUAAUCCUAAUCAUACCGGUCUACCUAACGAUAUUUGUCCAAUAGGAUCUUUCUAUAAAAACCUAUAAGUGAGCAUUAUUUUUCUCAGAUUGUACACAGCUCACAUAUCAGUAAUCGUUUCAUAACUUUUGUCUUAGUAUUUGGCCGUCCAAACAAAUCCAUCAACUCAUCAUUGUGUUGUUUUCUCCAUUCCCUAAGAAAGUAUACAUUACCUGCCCUUAGUUUUUUCUUCGGCCUUUCUCAGUCAUAUCUCAGGUUCAUAUUAUAUAAUUGGAAUAUAUUCUUGGCUGAACUUCCGUUAAACAAUUUAUGAUUAUUGCCAUGUUGAAAUUAAUUUAUACUUGAACUCAUUAGUAUAUCCGAGAGAUUUUUUAACAUACCAGGUGAUCCAUUUAAGUUGAUACACUCAUUAUUUCAGAAAGUAUUAACUUUUUUCGGAAUUUGUUUUCUAAAAUAUUUAAGAAACAAUUUGAUCUACAAUGAUAUAUUCAUGUUAUUUUUUUUCACCAUUAUUUUUGGGGGUAAAACCACUACCUACUUUUGAUUUUCAAAUGGUAACUUACAUUAAAAAGUCCGUAAAUAGAUGAAAUAUUAGUUAGAAUAAAGUUGAGUGUUGAAAUUUUUGAUUUCCGUCAGUCCAUUGACGAGAUGUUCUACUUUUAAUUUUGGGUGGGAGGAAAGUAGUGGAGUAUCAUUUGUAUGGCGGUACGGCACGCGGCGCGUUAAUAAUGCACCACUACUUUCCUCCCAAUCAAACUUAUAUGUGGAAUAUCUCAUCAAUGGCUUUAGAGAAAUCAAAAAUGUUAACACUUAAAUGUAUUUUAACUAAUACUCCAUUAGUUAUGGGCUUUUUAAUAUAGGUUAUCAAUUGAAAAUCAAAAUUAGGUAGCGGUUUUAAUCCUAAAAAUAAUAGUGACAAAAAUAACACAAAUAUAAAAUUGUAGAACAGCUUAUAUAGUAAAUGUUCAAGAAAACAAAUUCCGAAAAAAAUUAAUACUUUCCGAGAUAAUGCUGCACCCACUUAAAUGGAUCACCCGGUACUCAUCCGUAAUUUUCAAUUUGAAUAUAAAAAACUAGUAGUGGGUUGUCCGCCAAACAUUUGAUUGAAAAAAAAUACAUAUGAAGUUUGAGAACUAUGUGUACCUACCUACCUAUCUAAAUAUUUCUAAAAGAAAAUUCUGAUAAAAAUGUAUAGGUACUUUCUGAGAUAACGAUGGUCUAACGGAAAACAAUUAAAAAUUAUUAUAACUUUAACAUGGCCAUUUGUUUAAAUUUGAAUUGAUAUUCAGACACGAACGAGAUGAACUAAUGAACUAAUGCGAUAAACCAAGCCUAUAAAACUUUGGCGAUAAAACAAUUUAAAAAAAAAAUUGCAUAACAAUUUAUUUUAUCACAUAAAAUUUUUGAUGUGCAUGGGAUUAAAAUACAAUUUAAUGUUCCGGGUUAUUAUGUAUAACGCAGGUUAUCCGGGCACGUAGUUUUAUCGUGAAAUUCACUAAUUACAGAAACGAUAUUCACAUAUUUAUAUAAUGUAACGUGCACUUAAAUGUUUUAAAAUCGUAGUAUAAAAAAAUAUACACGUAAAAUAUUUCAACCCGAAUUCAUAUUAUGUAAAUUAAUAAACAAAAAUCCAAACGGGAUACCUAUUAUUAGGUACGCUAAAAUGACGUACUCUUAUUAUUGUUAACUCUUUUCUUGUCACAUCGUUCACAUUGAAUCACAAUAUUGCGUAUCGUUGCAACGCGUUGUUACGGACCUUUGUUUUGACUUCACUAGGAUGAUGUUCAUUAGGGUACAACAUUCUAUAAUUAUUUUAAUUGAACAUCUUAUAAACUUUUUUUGAUAUCACGAAUAAGUCGUAUAGUAUCGGUGCCGUUCCUUGCUAAAUCGGCACCCGGUGCUGGUAAAAUGUAACUAAAGAAAGAAAAACUAAAUGGCCCAACCCGGCUGUUAACCGUUCACUCGUACGUUUAUUAUGAAAAUAUUCAAUUAUAGAACUUAACAAUUUUCAAGUGGCGUCCCUGUAGUCAUUGCGUCCGGUGCCUGGGCACUUCAAGCACCCCACUAUGCGCGGCCCAGCACAGUAUUAUGGUCUACAGGAAAACGUUCGGUGUGACUAUUUACAACAAUAAAACGAUUUAAACGGUUUAAUUGACAAUAAACGAAAAAAUCACAAGUGAUUUUAUUAUUGUUGUUAAACGCAUUGUAUGUAAUAAUACUACCGGCUAUUAUGGUAACCGGACGCAGAUCAUUGCUCGAGUGCAGCAUUUAAUAAAAAGUUUAAUAACCAAUCAUGCAUAGUGGUCUACGCAAAUUGGCGGCGGUGCUUCGCAGACAAUAUUGUAUUAUAAAAAAAUGCCUACGAUAAUUUUAAAAAUAAUAAAAACCAAAGAUUUCAAAUCAUUUAUUGUACAUUUUUCAAUGCGUCGUCCUAGCUCUUUAUUAAUUUUUAAAUCACCACGAUAAUGAGAAAAAAAAAUGUUUAAUUAGUUUUUUACCGGUUUUCAGUCGAAAACUCAAAUAUUAAUUGUGUCCGCAGAAUCCGUAGGUCGUCCGUAUCCGUACAACACGCGCUUAUAUAACUCCGACAAUUUUCUGACGAUUAUUAUGGAAUUUUAUUGAAAGGCGUCUUAUACCUAUAUAAACCACGACGUACAAACACAUGGGUAAUUAUUUUUGAACGCAGUGCACAUUAUCUACACGUAGAACUGAUGGGUGAAAAUUGAAUUUUUCAUGCCCCUUUCAUGAGGCGUAUAAUCUUUAAAAAUAUAAUAAUAACGGUUAACGUGUGGCAUAUACUCGUAUAGAGAUAAAUAUUUCCCCCGAAAAUCAAUUACCUACAUUAAUAAUAUAAUCCUUGCUAUAUAUUUAGUAAACAUCCCACUGUGCAAAAAUGUGUAAUAUUUAUGUUUUAUAAAUAUUGCAAGCAUGGGAGCCCGCAGGGAAUUUAUCAGGGAGUCGCGGUGUCCUAGUUUCGAAUGUCCUUUUAUUUUUCACGUGUAACCCUAAACAACACCAAUAGACAACAAGGGAAUAAUGACAUCAAACACCGAAAAGUUAUACAAAUUAUCUAAUUAUUAAAAUUAUAUUUUUAAGUCCGGAGGAGCAGAUGCCCUUUCCUGUCCCAUCCUCCGAGUGCCCGUGAUUUAAAUUUUACUUAAACCGCUAAACAUUAUUGUAUUCAUUUGACAUUAUAUUCCACGAAAAUUAGCUAACUAUAAUAAUAUUUUUUUUUUUUUUAUAAAAAUAUAACAAAAUAGUAAGCAUCAGUUUCAUGUUGAAAUUAUAUCAAAUAUAUGUUUCAUCUGAACAGACAAAAAAAAAAACACUGAAAUUCAGCCCAGGUGGAGUGUUUUUCAUCACCUGGGACCGAACCAAGCUCCCUACCUGUCGUAAUCUAACACCUUAUAGAUAAUUGAUAUGUGCGUGUGACACGUACUUGUAAGAUGAUUUUUUUUGCACAUCAUCCAUACUUCGACAUCUAUCACGGUAUUAUUUGAAUAUCUAAAUUGACCACAGUCAAUUUAGACAUCCAAAUACGAGAUCGUAAAUUUAUCGAAAAUGAUUUAAAUAACGUAAUUUAGUAAUUUAACAAUUUCACCGAAAAUUACAGAUGUUUUGGCUUAGUAAAAUUGUUAUUGGUAUUGUACUAUAACCGGAUUUCGAGAUAAAAAGUACGAGCAAUCACAAGUAUUUAAUAAUUGAACUUAUUAUUUGUAUAAAAAAUAUGAGAUUAAUCUGUUUGUGAAAUGAGAUCAAAUAUUCAAGGCUGUUAAAUUUUAAUAAUAAUAUUAAAUGUUUGCAGCUACCAAUGAGUAAUAAGAUAAUAUAAUCGUAAUCGGUAACAAAUUUAAAAAAAAAAAAACAAACAAUAGGUAUUUGGUAAAAUCUGUGGUUUGGGUCAUUUUUUAGAUUUUUAUUUUUGGACCCACUGGCCAUUUUAGACCCAAGCAUAUUAUUCUUAUUAUUUACAUAUUAUAAAAUAUAUUGUACCUAGAUUUAAUAAUUUAAAAUACUUAAAUACAUUGUACCUAUAUAUUUACAUAAUAGGCAUGCGUAAUCGAAGAGUUCAAAUAUUAUAUUUUUUUUGAUAUUAAAUUGUUAGUAUAACAACUUAUUGAAAAUAUUAUACCAUAAGUCCAUAAAUAAUCCAAACGGUUAACUAAACGUGAAAUUAUCAAUGCAAACUCGAAUUUUCUAUAACAAAGCAGGUAUUAAAAUACAACGAUAAUUUUAAUUGUCAUUAUUAAAAUAUUGUUUAGGUAUAAUAUUAUACAAUAUGUUUUUCUUAUUAAGUAGGUACCUACAUAGGAAUUAGCUUUUGCUUAAAUCUAAACUAAUUAUCUUUAUUCUAAAUUCCUAUAUGAUAAUAAAUCGUUGUUUAUAUUGUAACCGAUGUUUUUGUCUCAGUUGAUGUAGUUUUAAUAGAAACAUAAAAAAGAAAAACAAUAUUAAAUUUAUUAGAUUUGGCUAAAUUAAAUGUGUGCUGGUAAUGAUUAAUAUUGCGUUCGCAAUCAUAACAUAUAUUUUAAAAUGAAAAAAAUAAAGAUUUUGUUAUGUGUUACUGGCUAACGACGUCAUGUCGAUAGUUCGUUUCAAGGUUUUGAUAUAAGUGGUGCUAUAUGGUGAUAUAAGUGUCAUUUUCGUAUUUUACCAGUUAAACAAAAAAAAAAGCUGAUACAUUAUAAAGAUAUCUUAUCAUUUCUGAAAUUUAUUUGAAAAAAAAAAAUUAGACACAUUUAUAAAUAUACGGAAAAAAAUGGCUAAAACUAGGCAUUGUUGUGCAGACACUGUUGUGUAGACGGGGAAUUGUUAAUGUCGGAUACAUAAAGUUAUUAAGUUGAUACGUAUGCGCUAAUCUAUAAAAUUGUUUAAUAUAUAUUUUAUAGUUCAAAAAAGGACUCCAACAUAAUAGCGAUUUAUUCAAUAGAGUCAACAUCGAAACCGAGAAGAGCCUAAAGAGGUCUAUAGACGUGAUCAAGAAACAAGAUGCCUUGUUGGGAGAGAAAUUGAAUAAAUUCUACGAAUUGACUUGCCAAACCAACAGAGUUUCCGAAGAAAUCGCUAAUUACGUGUCGAAUCCGGAAAGAAUUCACGGAGAAAUUGAAAAACUCAAUGUCCUUCUGAGGCCGUAUGAACAAAAAGUUAUCGACUUCAUUAAGUCGGCCGAGGUAAGAAUAAUAGCAAUCCCUACACUGCAGACUAAAAUUUUCGUGCACUUAUAACAUUAUAUGUUAUUUUUUUUUUUUUGAUUAUAUCUUGAUGCACGUCAAUUAUUGUGAAUACUUGAAAUGUUUAAUGUCAUAUUUUUUUUCGCGUUUCAGGGCAGUAUUCUCAAAAAAUUGUCCUAGGGAGGCAAGGGACACACAUAAUAAAUGUUCAUCUUGUACCAACGACGAUACGCAUAAAACGCAAUAAUUGUACAGCAUUGAGCUGUAUGUUUAAACUUUUAUACAAAUUAAAAAAAUCCCGUACAGACUAUUAUAUAAUACUAUAUAUACCUACUUAAAAUAAACAUUUUUAAUUCAAUAUAAUAUUUUAUCGGUUAAUAAAAAAAAAAACACACAAUUUAAACGUAACAAAAUAUCUGUCGUGUUUUUGAUACCGUACCUAUCUCGGUUCUCUAUUAUCUCUAUUAAGUUAACCGUGAAAAGUUUUGAUAAGACCAGAGAUUAUACACUCUGUUAUAAUAUAUUGACCGAUUAAGACAAUCGUGAAAAUCGUUGUCGAUGCAAACGGAAAAAAUUGAUCGGUGCAGUAAUAUGGAAAACUCUCAAAUAGUGUUACAAACUUACUAAAAAAUAAAAUGCGCAAUAUUAACAAUAAUAUUGAAAAUUAUAAUAAUUCGGAAAAAUUCAGUAAACCGGAAUAAAAAUAAUAUUUGAAUAACACCUGCAACGUGGGUAAAAAUAAUACGGUAUGUUCGAAGAUGUUAAUUUUCCAAUUGUAUAGUCAACAAAAUAACAUUACAAAUGAAUAAUAAUUCUAUCGCUGGCACUAUGUCGAAUUUGACCUUAGUUUGGCCUCUCUACACACGAUUCGGUUCAUCUGUCCGUCUCA
Molecule: messenger RNA, 7845 nt
Organism: Cinara cedri
Lineage: Eukaryota; Metazoa; Arthropoda; Insecta; Hemiptera; Aphididae
Source: the annotation of a GenBank genome assembly